Puma concolor (puma) is the source of this 909-nucleotide messenger RNA. RefSeq names its product stanniocalcin 2 (gene STC2). The record is from RefSeq and is a predicted model, not a curated record. NCBI's taxonomy places the organism in Eukaryota, Metazoa, Chordata, Mammalia, Carnivora, Felidae. Gene Ontology annotation, molecular function: hormone activity. Gene Ontology annotation, biological process: intracellular calcium ion homeostasis. Gene Ontology annotation, cellular component: extracellular region.
AUGUGUGCCGAGCGGCUGGGCCAAUUUGUGACCCUGGCUUUGGUAUUGGCCACCUUCGACCCGGCGCGGGGGACCGACGCCACCAACCCGCCGGAGGGUCCCCAAGACAGGGGCUCCCAGCAGAAAGGCCGCCUGUCCCUGCAGAACACAGCGGAAAUCCAGCACUGUUUGGUCAACGCUGGCGAUGUGGGGUGUGGUGUGUUUGAAUGUUUCGAGAACAACUCUUGUGAGAUUCGAGGCUUACAUGGGAUUUGCAUGACUUUUCUGCACAACGCUGGAAAAUUUGAUGCCCAGGGCAAGUCAUUUAUCAAAGAGGCCUUGAAGUGCAAGGCCCAUGCUCUGCGGCACAGAUUCGGCUGCAUAAGCCGGAAGUGCCCAGCCAUUAAGGAAAUGGUGUUCCAGUUACAACGGGAGUGCUACCUCAAACACGAUCUGUGCUCUGCCGCCCAGGAGAACACCCGAGUCAUGGUGGAGAUGAUUCACUUCAAGGACUUGCUGCUGCACGAACCCUACGUGGACCUGGUGAACCUACUGCUGACCUGUGGGGAGGAGGUGAAGGAGGCCAUCACCCACAGCGUUCAGGCUCAAUGUGAGCAGAACUGGGGAAGCCUGUGCUCCAUCUUGAGUUUCUGCACCUCAGCCAUCCAGAGGCCUCCCACGGUGCCCCCUGAGCGCCAGCUCCAGGUGGACAGAGCCAAGCUCUCUAGGGCCCACCACGGAGACACAGGUCACCACCUCUCGGAAGCCAGUAGUCGGGAGACAGGCCGAGGUGUCAAGGGUGAGCGAGGUAGCAAAAGCCACCCAAACGCUCAUCCCCGGGGCAGAGCAGCCGGCCACGGGGGCCAGGGAACUUCUGGAAGCAGCGAGUGGGAGGAGGAACAGUCUGAAUACUCCGAUAUCCGGAGGUGA